AUGGAGUUCUACGUGGACGAGAAGUGGAAGUUCUCCAAGAAGAGCCGGAACAACGGCAGCCGGCGCGUCCCGGGAGCCGGAGGAGCCGGCGGCGGGAACUCUCUGCUGAAGAGAUCGUCCAGCAUGAGGGACGUCCCGGCGAUCGGCCGGCGCGGGAGCGGUGCCGCCGGCGCCGCGGCGGCGGCGGCGGGCGGGUGCGCGCCGCAGCCGUCGUUCUCGAGCCGGUGCGCGGGCCUGGCGAAGGAGCAGCGGGCGCGCUUCUACAUCAUGCGCCGCUGCGUGACCAUGCUCGUCUGCUGGAAGGACUGCUCGUAG
Molecule: messenger RNA, 315 nt
Organism: Miscanthus lutarioriparius
Lineage: Eukaryota; Viridiplantae; Streptophyta; Magnoliopsida; Poales; Poaceae
Source: the annotation of a GenBank genome assembly